Molecule: messenger RNA, 543 nt
Organism: Chenopodium quinoa (quinoa)
Lineage: Eukaryota; Viridiplantae; Streptophyta; Magnoliopsida; Caryophyllales; Amaranthaceae
Product: probable flavin-containing monooxygenase 1
Exons: 3
Coding region: 1-543 (180 amino acids)
Molecular function (GO): flavin adenine dinucleotide binding; NADP binding; N,N-dimethylaniline monooxygenase activity
Source: RefSeq, a predicted model, not a curated record
AUGACGCAGCGAUCCCCUGCCUUUAGCUUCUUUGAAAAGGGUGUUGAACUCGACGAUAGUAUUAAAUCGACGGAGCCUAUUACGAGUGACUUGGUUAUUUUUGCUACGGGAUACAAGGGUGAUCAAAAGCUCAAAGACAUUUUUGCUUCUUCCGAAUUUAAGGAUUACAUGUUUGGCUCCUCCAAUAAAACGCUUUCAUUAUACAGGGAAUGUAUCCAUCCACGGAUUCCACAACUUGGAGUGAUUGGAUUUUCUGAGAGCUUAGCAAACUUGUACACUUCAGAAAUAAGAUGUCGUUGGUUAUUCGAGCUACUCGAUGGCAAAUUCAAAUUGCCAAGUAUUGAAGAAAUGGAGAAAGAUGUUAUAGAAUGGGAGAAAUUUAUGAAGAGGUACUCAGGCAAGUAUUAUAGAGGAUCUUGCCUUGGAGCUUUGCAUAUUUAUUACAAUGAUCAGCUUUGCAUUGACAUGGGCUUCAACCCAAAGAGAAAGGACGGAUAUUGGGCUGAGUUGUUCGAGCCAUACGGCCCAAUGGACUAUGCUUAA